AUGGGACUGAUCAAUGGGCUCCGAGAAAGACCUUUCUCCCAAUCUAUAUCAAAAAGACAUCCAAAUUCUUUGAAUGAUGUACAAGAACGAGCCAAAAAAUACAUCAAUAUGGAAGAAAAUGCCAGACUACGAGAGCCGAGCUGGCGACUAGGACACCUUCACCAGCCAAAGGAAAAAGAGAGGGAGCCCAAGAGAAAAGAAGAAGUCGGACCUGAGAAGCCUAGAAGGUACCACAAUUAUACACCAUUACGAGUUUCCCUCAUGGAUGUUUAUAGGAAAAUUUGUCACACCGAGAAGCUUCUUCCCCCACACCCUAUCAAAAAUAAAAAGGGCGGAAGCCGUAGUGAAUAUUGCGAGUACCACAAGCUGUACGGGCAUUCCACGAACGAUUUUUAUGACCUAAAAAAUAUGAUUGAAAAGCUGGGCAGGGAAGGUCGGAUGGACAGAUAUCUCAUGGAAAGGUCGGAUAAUCACGAAAAAAAGAAGAGAGACGACGAAUACCUCAACCAAAGAGGUAUGCCCCCACAGACUCCAGAACGGCACAUUCACAUGAUAUCAAGAGGAUUCGCUGGAGGGGGGCUGACCAAGUCGUCUCAGAAGAGACAUUUAAAAGAAGUCUACCAGAUCGGGAACGAUGGGCCCGACUUCCCAACAAUAUCCUUCACCAGAGAAGAUGGGCAGGGGAUUGUACUCGGGCAUGACAACCCAGUAGUGAUCACCAUGAUCCUUGCCAAUGCUCACUUGCACAGAACUCUAGUGGACCAGGACAGCUCAACCGACAUAUUAUUUAAGCCAGCAUUCGAUAAGUUGGGAUUAGAUGAGAAUGAGCUAAAAGCCUAUCCAGACACCCUCUUCGGGUUAGGAGAUUCUCCCAUUAACCCAUUGGGCUUCAUCUCCCAAUAUACAACUUUUGGAAAGGGAUUGAAGUCCAAAACUUUAAACAUCGACUUCAUCGUCGUAGAUGUGACUUCGGCUUAUAAUGCAUUGAUUGGGAGGACAACCCUAAACUGGUUAGGAGCAGUCGUCUCCACUCCUCAUCUUUGCAUGAAAUUUCCAACGAAAGAUGGAAUUGCCACCAUCAGAGGAGAUAAAAAAUUGGCAAGAAAGUGCUAUAAUGAGAGCCUGAACCUCCGAAAAAAGGGGUAA
This is a messenger RNA of Arachis stenosperma, 1146 nucleotides long. RefSeq lists its product as uncharacterized. Lineage: Eukaryota; Viridiplantae; Streptophyta; Magnoliopsida; Fabales; Fabaceae. The transcript has a single exon. The record is from RefSeq and is a predicted model, not a curated record. Bases 1 to 1146 code for a protein of 381 amino acids.